ACACCUUGCCAUAUCUACCUUGUAUUAUGUCAUAUUGCUACCACCAGCAUAUACACAUACCUUGGCUUGCUGACGGGCGAGCUGUCAGGUAGCCCGCCACUCGAUCGGGGAUUAAGUUGCUGACUACGGAGAAGGACGGACGCGAAUCUUACAACUGGCGACGAUUGGAAAAAUCGAGGAAAUUAGAGAUGGAGGAAUCGCGAGCUGUUCCACCCUUUCGUUGCGAUAGGAUCGAAACGGGAAAGCUUGCUCGGGAGUGGAAAGCGUGGAAGGAGUCCCUAGAGUGUUACUUUGCUGCCUAUGAUAUAACCGAUCAAAAGGUUAUGCGUGCGAAGUUGCUCCACCUGGGCGGCACUGCCUUGCAGUCGGUAUUCAAGAACCUUAAAGACCACGACCACGUCCCACUGGUAGCACUUGUUCCACGAUGGUACGAUGUGGCGGUGGAGAAACUCGAUGAAUUUUUCGAGCCACGGCAUCAAAGUACCUCCGAACGCAGAAAGCUCCGGCUGAUGAAGCAGAACCCUGGUGAGAGGUUUGCGGACUAUAUCAUUCGACUCAAGCAGCAAGCUGCCGAAUGCGGAUUUGAGAAAUACGGAGCCGAGAUCGAAGAAGUCUUGAAGGACAUUUAUCUUACCGACGCUGUGGUCGAAGGAUGCUCUUCAAAUGAAGUACGCAGGAUGAUUUUGCUAAAGGAUUUACCCUUCGCGGACAUUGAAGCGAUUGGUAUGACCCAAGAAAGCGUGGAUCAGCAGAUGGUUGAGAUUACUUCGACCCAGUCGGCAUCUCACUCAGGAGAGAAAAUAUUCCGUGUCCAUCCACAAUCUCGAGACCACCGCGCAGCUCCCAGCAAUGACACCAACAACACGUGGCAGAUAAAGACAUGUUUCAAUUGUGGCCGUACUGGACAUUUUUCAACUGCUUUAAAAUGCCCAGCACGGGGUAAAGAAUGCCGCAACUGUAAAACAUACGGCCAUUUCGAGAAGCAAUGUCGUAAACGGAAGUCGCUGCGCACAGGACCCUCGGAGAAGAAGGUUCGGGUGAUUGAAACCGUCAGCACGGACAACGCUCCACGUGUCGAGCCACUUGAGGACGAAUACCAAGAAAACUCUACGCCGGAUAAGGUGUACUACGCCUUUUACUCAGGUAACGAAUCGAAUGUGCUUACCUGCGUCGUCGGUGGUAUCCCAACGCAGAUGUUGGUUGAUUCUGGCGCUGAUGCCAACUUGAUUAGUGAGGUGGUGUGGACGAAAAUGAAAAAGGACAACGUUGCGGUGUAUUCUUCAAAGAAAGGAAGCAAUCGGGUGCUGCGGGCCUAUGGAAGCAACAAUCCUCUGACCAUUUUGGGAUCCUUCGUUGCGGACAUAUCAGUGGGUGUUAAGACCGUUCAAGCUGAAUUUCUCGUCGUUAAAGGCGGUCAACGGUGCCUGCUCGGGGACUUGACGGCAAAGCAACUUGGAGUGUUGCAUGUAGGACUGCCCGUUAAUCGUGUCGAGAUUUCUGCGCGUCCAUUCGGAAAAAUCAAGGGAAUCAAGGCUUACAUUCACAUGGACCCCGAAGCUGUUCCGGUAUUUCAACCUAUGCGCCGGAUUCCUUUGCCGUUGGAGGAGGCUGUCGCCAAGAAAAUCGAUGAAUUACUGAAGCGUGAUAUCAUCGAGGUCAAAAAGGGUCCCACCAGCUGGGUAUCUCCUCUGGUUGUCGUAGGAAAAGCAAACGGCGAACCGCGAUUGUGCGUUGAUCUUCGGCGAGUGAACGAGGCUGUUCUCCGCGAGCAUCACCCGAUGCCUGUCGUUGAGGACUACAUUGCGCGAUUGGGAAGAGGAUCUGUUUGGAGCAAGCUAGAUAUUCGUGAGGCGUUUCUGCAAAUCGAACUAGCAGAAGAUUCUCGAGACGUUACAACUUUUAUGACCAACCGAGGACUAUUCCGCUUUAAGCGAUUGCCGUUUGGCUUGGUAACGGCACCAGAGCUUUUCCAAAAAGCGAUGGACGAGAUGUUGGCAGACUGUAGCGGCACCUAUUGGUACCUCGAUGACAUCAUCGUCGAGGGAAAGGACGUCGAAGAACAUGAUAAUCGUCUUGAGAAGGUUCUUUCUAGAUUGAAGGAUAGGGAAGUUGAGCUCAAAUGGGAAAAAUGUCAGCUGCGCGUGGACGAAUUGGAAUUCUUGGGGUAUCACAUCUCCAAACAGGGAAUUAGGCCUUCCGAGGCGAAAGUAGCAGCCCUAAUGUCAUUCCGCGAGCCUCAGAAUGAAGCAGAGGUACGUAGCUUUCUCGGCUUAGCAAAUUAUCUGAAUAGAUUUAUCCCACACCUUGCUACUAUUGAUGAACCGUUGCGCAAACUUUUGGUCAAGAGUACUAAAUUCGAAUGGGGUACAAGAGAAUCCGAUUCUUUUCAAGCAAUCAAAACUGCACUGAGUAACGUGAGUAUUUUAGGAUUCUAUCGAGUAGAAGACCAUACAGCUGUUGUUGCCGAUGCCAGCCCUUCUGGGCUAGGAGCUGUUCUACUCCAAUUCGACCAUGAAAAUAAGCAACGCGUCAUCAGCUUUUCAUCCAAAUCCUUAACAGAAACCGAACGACGGUACUGUCAAACUGAAAAGGAAGCGUUAGCCGUCGUUUGGAGCGUGGAACGCUUCCAGUACUAUCUACUUGGAAAGAAGUUUGACAUUAUGACUGACUGUAAGGUUCUUGAACUUCUGUUUUCUAAGCGCUCAAGACCUUGCGCACGCAUAGAACGCUGGGUCCUGCGACUGCAAACAUUCGACUACUACAUCGUACACGUCUCUGGUGAUAAAAACAUAGCUGAUCCUCUGUCUCGCUUAGCUGUCCAAGAGCCGAAACCUUUCGAUCCUGCGGAGGAAAUAUUCGUUCGUGAAGUAGCCAUGCAAUCAGCUAAUUGUGCAGCACUUACAUGGAACGAAAUAUUGAAGGCUUCAGAGGCCGACAACGAGAUUCUUGAGGUUUUAGAUAUUCUAAAGGAUGGCAAUCUACAGAACUUGCCUGUAGAGUACAGGGUAGUUGCCAAUGAGUUGUGCAGCUUCCAAGGAGUGCUGCUACGAAGCGACCGAAUCGUUAUACCUGUUUCAUUGAGGGAAAAAGUACUAACAACAGCUCACGAAGGCCAUCCCGGUAUCGUGAUGAUGAAGGGGCACCUGAGAUCCAACGUGUGGUGGCCCAAAAUGGACCAGGCAGUGGAACGAUUCGUCAAGCGCUGCAGAGGCUGUGCAUUAGUUGCUGCACCAGAACCACCAGAGCCGAUGAAUCGUAGUCGUCUUCCUACAUCCCCUUGGCAAACUCUAGCGCUUGAUUUUUUAGGUCAACUACCUGAGGGACAACACUCGUUGGUUGUAGUUGACUGCUACAGCCGGUACAUAGAGGUAGUUGAAAUGGAAACAACGACUACGAAAGAUGUUAUGCGGGAGUUAAUGAUCAUGUUUAGUCGGUAUGGCAUUCCAUCCUUCUUGAAGGCCGAUAACGCGCCACAGAUUAGUUCGGAUUGUGAGGAAUUUCGGGAGUUUUGUUCGACUAACGGAAUUAAGCUGCUGAACACCAUACCCUACUGGCCUCAAUCCAACGGAGAGGUAGAAAGGCAAAAUCGGUCGAUUUUAAAACGCCUUCGUAUCUCACAGGAACUCGGGAAGGAUUGGAGAAACGAGCUACGGCUGUAUUUACUAACAUAUCAUUCCUCCAAGCAUCCAACCACAGGAAAAUCUCCAGGAGAGUUGAUGUUUGGACGCCCGAUCAAAAGCAAACUACCGACCAUUUCAAACUUUCCUGAAGACGGAGAAGUGCGCGAGAGAGAUGCUCUCGUCAAAGAAAAGGGGAGAGAGUAUAGUGACAGAAAGCGGCAUGCAAAAGAAAGCGAUAUACGACAGGGGGAUGUUGUACUCGCUAAACGGAUGCGCAAAGCGAAUAAAUUGGACACAGAGUUUUCGAACGAAGAGUUCGUAGUUCAGCGUAAAGAGGGGACUGAUACCCUUAUACAGUCAAAGCUCACUGGUAAACAAUACAGGCGUAGUUCGGCGCACCUGAAGAAGAUCGAGGACCAAGAAACCAUACAGGAGACUCACAGCGAUGAACUACGAGAAGUUCCGGAUCUUAUGCCGGCAACGGCUCAACAUGAAUCCGGACCUAUGACGGAAACAGAAAACACACCAUCGGAGACAGCAUCUUCCCUAAGACCUUCAACUACACGACGAAGGAAUGCACCGUCGAAGUACCAAGACUAUGUUCCGCAUUGAUUUUCAGAUUUUGGAACAUUAUUAAAUAAAUCUCUAAUCGUUAAACUAUUUUGCAUUUUUAUUUCAAAGGAGGGAUUGUAGUGUAUUGAUUAUUAUUCAGGAUUGGAAUAGUUCUCUGCACACCUUGCCAUAUCUACCUUGUAUUAUGUCAUAUUGCUACCACCAGCAUAUACACAUACCUUGGCUUGCUGACGGGCGAGCUGUCAGGUAGCCCGCCACUCGAUCGGGGAUUAAGUUGCUGAC
Uranotaenia lowii is the source of this 4475-nucleotide messenger RNA. RefSeq lists its product as uncharacterized. The transcript has 4 exons. NCBI's taxonomy places the organism in Eukaryota, Metazoa, Arthropoda, Insecta, Diptera, Culicidae. Gene Ontology annotation, biological process: proteolysis; DNA integration. Gene Ontology annotation, molecular function: aspartic-type endopeptidase activity; nucleic acid binding; zinc ion binding. The record is from RefSeq and is a predicted model, not a curated record. Bases 189 to 4232 code for a protein of 1347 amino acids.